Messenger RNA from Cercopithifilaria johnstoni, 945 nucleotides. NCBI's taxonomy places the organism in Eukaryota, Metazoa, Nematoda, Chromadorea, Rhabditida, Onchocercidae. The record is from the annotation of a GenBank genome assembly.
AUGUUCAAUUCUGCUAUUCGAACGAUCACUGAGCUCAAAUUGAUACCGGAAGAUUUAUUUUAUGUCACUGUUAAUGGGAAGAUUGUGGACUGGAAGAAUUUGGAUGAGGAUGUUCACUUCCAAGUGCAUUUCAGACUUCGCGGAGGCAAAGGAGGUUUUGGUUCACUGCUUCGCUCAUUUCGUAUUCAUCGCUCAACUAAUCAGUUGAUGUGCCGCGAUUUAUCUGGACGACGGCUUGCUGACAUUAAGGAGGAAGAGAAACUCCGUAAAUGGAUUGAAAAAGCAGAAGAGAGGGAAGAAGAAAAACGCCGGCAAAGGCAAAAGAAAUACGAGAAAUUGAAAGCAGGUCCUCAAAAACAUGAUUUCAAUGAUCCUGAUUUUAUUCAAACACGGGAAAAAAUCAUGGAAGAAACAGAUGAAGCGUUUGAACAAGGCAUUGUUGUUGCUAAAAGUAAGAGGAUCAAUGAUGGUUUGAUAAAGUCGAAACAGGAAUCACAAGUGGUUGAAGAUGAUGAUUCGGGGGAAAAGACUAUACUGCCAAAACGCAGAAAAAUGAUGGCGAACGAAACACUUGAAUGCGUAAUGCCUAGUUUGGAUGACGAAAGCGGAAGCGUAGUUCCUAUUAAUGAUGGAAGCAAAAAGAGUGUUGAAAAUGAGAAAGAAAAAACGUCUUCAGAAAUAGAAGCACUUUUUAUUGAGAAGUCAAGUAUCGUUGUGGAGAAGGCAUCAAGCAAAGUGACUGAUUUUGAUAUCAACUUGGACGACUACGACAGUGCAGAAAAACUGGAAUCUUUGGGACUGAAUCAUUUAAAACGUGCCCUUGAAGUACGUGGUCUAAAGUGUGGUGGUUCAUUAACUGAGCGAGCAAUUCGACUUUACUCAGUCAAAAAUUUAAAACCGGAGCAGUAUCCGAAAAAUAUCCGUACGCAUAGCAAAAAGAAGUAA